This is a messenger RNA of Penicillium taxi, 1065 nucleotides long. RefSeq lists its product as uncharacterized. The record is from RefSeq and is a predicted model, not a curated record. NCBI's taxonomy places the organism in Eukaryota, Fungi, Ascomycota, Eurotiomycetes, Eurotiales, Aspergillaceae. The coding region runs from base 1 to 1065 and encodes 354 amino acids. The transcript has 4 exons.
AUGGGAGUCAGCCCGCAAGGCAUCAAGAUGUCCAUAUGGCUGGCCGUGUUUACGUGCUUAACCAGCGCGAUAGUUGGCCUGCGUAUCUGGGCAAUUCAUCUGACACGCAAGAGAUUCCAGCUACAUGACUAUCUGGUGAUUACCGCCUAUAUCAGUGCGUGUGCGAUGACAGGGCUAAAUUAUUGGGCCGUCGCCAACGGGCUAGGAGCUCAUACGGAAACAUUGUCAAAGCAUGAACUCGAGGUUCAGUUUAAGAUAAUUGUUGGAUCGAGUAUGACCUGGCUGGUCAGCACCGUAUGCUGCAAACUCUCCAUCCUCACCCUCUAUACCUCCCUCUUUCGUACCUCUCGACCAAUUCGAAUUACCGUCUGGAUUGUGAGUGGACUAGUGAUUGGGUACUUCGUUGGAUUUCUACCUACAUUUCUUACGCAAUGCCACCCGAUUUCCUAUCAAUGGCACCCAACUCCAGGGGGCUACUGUCGCCCUUUAAGUCACCAGGAGAUCGCAUCCAUCACAUUAAACAUCAUACUGGAUACAGCAAUCGCAUUACUACCCAUACCAGCUAUCUGGAAUUUGCGGAUGUCGAUCAGUAACAAGCUCACAAUAGGAGUGAUGUUUGGAAUGGGCUUAAUCGUCGUGGCAGUAAUGGUCUAUCGUCUGAUAAUAACUCUGGAUCCAAAAACAGCAGCUGACUUUGUAUACGGACUGUACAGCAUAGGCCUCGUCAGCUUCCUCGAGCUCUGGCUGAGUAUUACAAUUGUCAGCUUACCUGCGUUGGCACCUCUCUUCCGUUUAUAUAUCGAGCCUGUAUUCUCACAUAAACGACCAAGUGGCGGUGGCCAGCUUCAGGAAGCACAACAUACGAUCGGCAGCGAGCCGCGCAAGCGAGUUGGUCCCGAUUGUAUGUAUUCUGAUAUUGAGUUAGGACGGGGGAAUUAUUCUGCCCACGUGAAAACCUGCAUGAGUUCGAGUCAGAGUGAGGGAGAAGACACUACAGAGCUGGUCAAGGACAUGCAGCCCAAUGCAAUUUCCAUGAAAAGGGAGGUGGUAGUUCGGGAGGAGUAA